Molecule: messenger RNA, 2383 nt
Organism: Linum tenue
Lineage: Eukaryota; Viridiplantae; Streptophyta; Magnoliopsida; Malpighiales; Linaceae
Source: the annotation of a GenBank genome assembly
GCCAGAGAACACGCUGGCCGGCGCCUACGUUUGGGGAGGAGGAUUCUUAAACCACUGACACUGAGCAAAUUAGCAAUGGCGGUUCUGGGUUUUGGGAUAGAGGAUAGUUCGGGCAAUUCUCGUUUUAGGCGUGAAGCGAAAAGGAAACGACGCCGUUUACUGGGAAAAAAGAGGCCAUUCAUUCUAAAACCCUUCUGAUGGGGAAGUUGGGAAAAAGCAGCAAACUUGUUUCGUGAGCGGCUUCCCAAGUUCACGACUUUCGUCUCAAUCUCUGUCGUAAAACCAGGGAUCAAAUCAGCCAGGGAUUCCCGCGUAAAACCCAGGAGUUCAAGAAAGGGAUUUUGCUCUGCAUCAUUCUGAAGUAGGGAUCUAAUAACCAUCAAGAGCCAAUGGAGGAAGGCAACACGAUUGCCAAGAGAGCUGGUUCUCGUCUUUGUUGUCUUUGCAAUGAAAGAAAGCCUGCUCUUAAAAGACCUAAGACGCUAGAACAGAUAUGCAGGGACUGUUUCUAUAAUGUAUUUGAGGAAGAAAUACACCAAGUAAUAGUGGGAAACCAUCUAUUUAAGGCCGGAGAGCGUGUUGCUAUUGGUGCUUCCGGUGGAAAAGACUCCACAGUUCUCGCCUAUGUAAUGUCAGAACUAAAUCGCAGGCAUAAUUAUGGCUUAGAUUUGUUCCUCUUGUCAGUUGAUGAAGGCAUCACAGGGUAUAGGGACGACUCUCUUGAGACUGUCAAAAGAAAUGAAGUCCAGUAUGGUCUACCAUUAAAGAUAGUCUCGUACAAGGAUUUAUAUGGAUGGACAAUGGAUGAGAUAGUGAAGGUGAUUGGUCUGAAGAAUAACUGCACAUUUUGUGGUGUUUUCCGGCGUCAGGCACUUGAUCGAGGAGCGGCAUAUCUAAAAGUAGACAAGCUUGUAACCGGCCAUAAUGCAGAUGAUAUUGCCGAGACAGUGCUUCUGAACAUACUACGCGGUGACGUUGCUAGAUUGAGUAGAUGCACUUCAAUCACUACAGGGGAAGAUGGACCGAUUCCAAGAUGCAAGCCAUUUAAGUACACUUACGAAAAGGAGAUUGUCAUAUAUCCUUGCAGCUAAGAUGCUAUGUUAUGUGAAACUUUUGUUGCUUGCUUCCUGUUGGUUAGCAAUUUUGUCACCGAACUAGCUUAUACGUAUGACAUUGGACACUUAGCUUGGUCUUGAGACAAAUAAAGCACUAAAUUUGUUGUAUCGAAUCAUUGUUAGUACUUUUGUUUCCUCCAUCAGUUUUUGCUGUUGUACUACUUAUGUAGCAGCCCCUGCACUCCAAUAGAAAGGGUCAGUAACAAUUCUAUUAAAAACUAAUGGAAGUAGAACAGGGUAAACAAAAAUGCUAAUGCUGACUUAUUAGGCUGUGUUUGAUCUUUAGGUCACUGCCCAAUAGGAUAUGUGCAGGCAAGUGUAGUGACCCUAUUUGUACUUAUUCAUGCUUGCUGCUGUAUUGUUACUGGAAGUGUCAAUUGUGAUUGCAAAAUCUUUAACCAGAACCACACGUAUGCUUAUUUCAAGAAGCUGGACUACUUCUCUACCGAAUGCAUUUACUCUCCCAAUGCUUAUCGGGGUUUUGCUCGUGAAUUCAUCAAGGACUUGGAAAGAAUGAGACCUAGGGCCAUAGUCGAUAUCAUCAAGUCUGGAGAGAACUUCAGAAUCUCGACUUCCACGAAAAUGCCUGAGCAGGGGACUUGUGAAAGAUGUGGUUAUAUAUCAAGCCAGAAAUGGUGCAAAGCCUGUGUUCUGCUCGAGGGACUGAACCGUGGUCUACCAAAGCUGGGAAUUGGGCGAAGUCGGUUCCUGGAGAAUAGUAAUGACAACAGGAAAGAGGCGAAGCGAAAUGACGGUGAUAGGAGUAUUGAGAGCAAGCAAUGUGGCAGCUUGGACUUCUGAUCCAGGCAGUCAAGCUGAGCUACAAAUUUGCUGAAUGCUAAUUUAGUUGGGGACAUGACAUAUAUGUAUCUGUAUCUCCAGCCUCUGCAGCUACUGAUGCAUUGAUUGAUGGUGGCCAAUGCUUCAUUGUACAAUCCCAACAUUACACUUGUCUUUACUUAAAUGGACUAGUUUGGUAAGUCUAGACGUAGGAGAGUUAUGGUUGACGAUGUGAUAUAGCAAAAUUGAGAUUAGAAAUAUUGUUCCACACUAUAUUGGGUUAGCUGACGGCGCCUAAUAGGCUGGCUGGUGGAAAGUUAGCCAGAAUUCUAAGGCUGGUUGGUCCUGGACCUGCCAGACUUAUUUCGGUCCUUUCUUGUUCACUUCACAUUUCUUUCUUCUCCUCUUUUAUGAUUUUUUUUCCCCGGACAAACUUCUAAUUAGGGUGUUUAGAUCGAUUAUGUGAGGGAGUUUACAUUUUUUUUUUU